AGUGGCGCCCUACAUAUCCGUUAUCAUUACUAUCGGUCACUGCUGUGUUUCUAAUGUGAGGACAGAAUAAAAUCGGGUGAGGAGUACUGUUAUAUCACGCCGGGCCCUAAAUCAGGAGCUUUCGGCUCACGGUCGUUUAAUAAGCCUUGAUAUCACAUAUCAAUAUCUAUGUUCGAUUUUUUUGUUCUCUUUCAUUUCUGUGCUAAUCUUUGAACCUUUCGUUGCAGGCCCCUUGGUGGGCAACGUGCUCCGAGUGCGGCGUUGCUGCAGGCGGCGGCUCGGAAAUGGUAACAAGAGCUGGCUUCUAACCGGCGUAUCCUCCUGAUUCGACUGGAAUACCGAGCUGGAGUUGCCCGCUGAGGACGGACCUGGAGCCAGCGACAUGGACGGCUUCGCCAACGGCACGUGGUCAUCGCCCGAGGAUCUGUGCGGUGACGCGGAGCAGAAGGCCAACCUGAGCGCGCUGUGCUCGCUGCUGCGCAACCUGUCUCUCGAGGCGCGACCGCUGCUGCGGCAGCCGCGCGACCUGCUCGUUAUCCUGCUCUACGGACUCGUCGUGCUCGUGUCGGUGUUUGGUAACGCGCUCGUGUGCCACGUGGUGUUCUACUCGCGCAAGAUGCGCACCAAAACAAAUGUACUCAUCGCCAACCUCGCCGUGUCCGACCUUCUCAUGACCACGCUGACAAUCCCGCUGAGCGCGGCACGGUUCCUGCUCGACAACUGGCCAUUCGGCGAGGCACUAUGCUACCUCGCUCCAUUUCUGCAAGUGACGUUCGUGUACGUGUCGACGCUCAGUAUGGCGUGGAUUGCGUGCGACCGCUACAGCGUCAUCGUUUACCCGCUGCGCCUGAGGCGCCUCUGCCCGAGCCACCGGGCCAUCGCGUGCAUCUGGACGCUGGCUGGCGCACUGUCGUUGCCGCACGCCGUCUUCAAUCGGGUCGUGUCACUGUUCACUUACCGACCGCUGGUGCGCUGCCAGGUGCAGUAUCCGCCACCGCCAGCAGAGUUCCGCAAGUGGCUCACUCUGGCCACCUUCCUCACUCAGUACGUGUUGCCGCUUACGCUCACCGCCCUCAUGUACAGCCGCGUGAGCUACGCGUUGUGGUCGCGCAAAGCGCUGGGCGCGCUCACGCGCGAGCAGCAGGCCUGGCACACACGCUCCAAGCGCAAGUCGCUCAAGAUGCUCGUGCUGGUAGUGUUGUGCUUCGCCGUCUGCUGGCUGCCGCUGAACGUGUAUCACCUCGUGGCCCACUUCCGUGCCGAUGACGGGCCCGACCGGCACAACUCGAGCCUCUUCAUCUUCUUCCACUGGCUUGCCAUGAGCAGCGUCUGCUACAAUCCAUUCAUCUACUGCUGGCUCAACGAGAAGUUCCGCCAGGGUGCGCUGGCCUGCCUCACUUGCAUGUUGCAUUGCACGCACCGCAGGCCGCUACAUCAGUCGCUCAUGAAGCCAGCAUCCCUGGCUAGCCGAGGUCAAUCGACCAAGCGCAGCUCGACUAUGCGAAGCACAUCCAUGGGCUCCACCAACAAGACUACUUCGGUAUGACUGAGCGUACUGGCGGGCCCCGUCUCGUAUACUGUAUUGGGGAGGCGGUUUUGCUGUCAGAAGAUGGUAGCGAGCGGUCAGCGAAAGCAAGUCGUGUCUUAGCAGACGCAGCAAACCGGCAGCGGUUUUUACGCGAUUCAAAAGUGUUCUUAUUGCACUGGAGAAAAGUAUAUAAAACA
This is a messenger RNA of Dermacentor silvarum, 1725 nucleotides long. Its product is annotated as G-protein coupled receptor 83. The transcript is spliced from 2 exons. Bases 383 to 1546 code for a protein of 387 amino acids. Gene Ontology annotation, molecular function: neuropeptide Y receptor activity; neuropeptide binding. Gene Ontology annotation, cellular component: plasma membrane; neuron projection. The record is from RefSeq and is a predicted model, not a curated record. Lineage: Eukaryota; Metazoa; Arthropoda; Arachnida; Ixodida; Ixodidae. Gene Ontology annotation, biological process: G protein-coupled receptor signaling pathway.